Messenger RNA from Gymnodraco acuticeps, 3307 nucleotides. It is a transcript of the gene trabd2a, whose product is annotated as TraB domain containing 2A. The transcript has 7 exons. Bases 589 to 2169 code for a protein of 526 amino acids. Lineage: Eukaryota; Metazoa; Chordata; Actinopteri; Perciformes; Bathydraconidae. Gene Ontology annotation, biological process: negative regulation of Wnt signaling pathway. The record is from RefSeq and is a predicted model, not a curated record. Gene Ontology annotation, cellular component: membrane. Gene Ontology annotation, molecular function: metalloendopeptidase activity.
AGAUGCUCACGCACGCGUAAGAGAGGGGGAGAGAGUGCUUGGCAGGCAGGCAGACAGAGCAGUGAGCAGAGAAGUGUGGGUUGUUUAAAGUGCAGCCCGGCGGUGUAGUUUGCUCAUUCACACCAUGCAGGCUCAUCUUCACCAACUAAACAACUAAAAACAAACCCUACAUCUCUAUUUUGGUUCCAGGUGACACGUGCGCGGACCUGUUGGCUGGACAACUUUUGGAUAAGUUAGCGCAAACUUUGCGAAACACAGGAGGAAGUGGAAGAGAAUGAGGCGUGGAGAGCGCAGUGUUACCGGCAGUGAGAGAGGGUGACCCUGCGUAAACUCCCGAUGACCACCUCUCUGUCGCUCUCUCUCUCAAACACACGUGAAACAGCAGCAGCGCGUGCAUGUCCAGCGCCCAGGCCAGCAUGACUCUGUCCGGCGGUCUGUCGGAUACUUGUCAGCUCGUUUUACGCGACCGCAUGGAGCCGGAGCUGUGGAUGUAGAAGGAGACUUCUUCCAAUGCUUUCUGGGGAAUAGUUGGUGCAACACGUUGUGAAGCGAACACAAGCCACAGUGCACACUUUGGAGAGAGCUACGAUGCGGGGCACUCUGGUCGCAUUCAUUCAGUCCUGUGUGAUACUGCUGGUCCGGGCAGACCAGUGGAGGCUGAAGGACUCCGCCAACUGCGAGCUGAACAAGAAACAAACUGACCUAAACUCCUUCCUGUGGACGAUCAAACGGGACCCUCCUUCAUAUUUCUACGGUACAAUCCAUGUUCCCUACACACGCGUUUGGGACUUCAUUCCUGAAAACUCCAAGCAGGCCUUCCAGGAGAGCAACAUCGUCUACUUUGAGCUGGACCUGACGGACCCUUACACAAUCUCAGCCCUGACCAGCUGUCAGCUGCUGCCUCAGGGCGAGAACCUGCAGGAUGUCCUGCCCAGAGACAUCUAUCGGAGACUCAAGAGACACCUUGAGUAUGUCAAACUCAUGAUGCCUUCAUGGAUGACCCCAGAUCAGAGAGGGAAGGGACUCUAUGCGGACUACCUCUUCAACGCCAUCGCUGGGAACUGGGAGAGGAAGCGGCCCGUUUGGGUGAUGCUGAUGGUCAAUUCGUUAACAGAGGCAGAUAUUAAGACACGAGGGGUGCCCGUGCUAGACUUGUACCUGGCCCAGGAGGCGGAGCGGAUGAGGAAAAGGACGGGGGCAGUCGAGAAGGUGGAGGAACAGUGCCAUCCACUCAAUGGGCUCAACUUCUCCCAGGUGAUCUUUGCCCUGAACCAGACGUUACUACAGCAGGAGUCUUUGAGGGCCGGAAGCCUUCAGGUCCCCUACACCACCGAAGACCUCAUCAGACACUACAACUGUGGAGACCUCAACUCCAUCAUCUUCAAUCACGACACCUCACAGGUCCCUAACUUCAACAAUGUGACACUGCCACUCAGCGAGCAGGUGACCGCCCAGGAAAUAGACAGCUACUUUCGACAGGAACUCAUCUACAAGAGGAACGAGAGGAUGGGGAACAGGGUCAAGGCACUGCUAGAGAAUCACCCUGACAAGAGCUUCUUCUUCGCCUUUGGAGCAGGUCACUUUCUCGGCAACAAUACAGUCAUUGAUGUGCUUCGUCGCCAGGGAUACGAGGUGGAGCACACCCCUGCUGGGCAGCCCAUAAACAGGAGAGCAUCAUCUCCAGAGUCAGAAGACCUCUACGAUGAGUCCCCUCUUCUGGAGCCUUUCUUCCACGAGCUUCCCCACAAGGAGGACGAUCAGGGGCGUUCCUUGGAGGACGAUCUGUUGCCCCACAUGCUGCUGCCAGCCGAUAGCCUGGAGAUGCUGGAGAAAGCGGAGCGGAAAAUGCUGAAGAAAAAGAGGAGGAACAAGCAGAAGAAACAGCGGCACCGGCAUUUCAACGACCUCUGGGUUCGCAUCGAGGAGAGACCUAUGGUCCAGUCUCCACCUCCCCCGCUGGUUCGCAUCGUCAACGGUUACAUCACAGGGAAGCCGUCUCAUAGAGCCCACAGCCACAACAACCACCAUCACAUAUCUUCAGCAUCGAGCGCCUCCUCAUCCUCGCCAUCUUCACUUGUAUUCCUCUGUACAUUGCUUACAGUGGUCCAACAGAUAUGGACCCUUAUAGAGCGUUGGAUAGGACGCUUUAAAAACAGUCAGCCAUCAUGAGAAUAAACUGUUGUCUCAUGUAAAGCGAGGUCUGAUCCUGCAGCCUCUUACAAAUUGAGGCCUUGAUGAGCAUGUCAGUUCAUAUAACCUCAUGUUUUUCAUUGGAUUAUUGGUUAUUUUACACAGCAGAGGUGAGUACACAGGAGGGGAAUUUCAAAGCUGACAGACCUGAAGCGUUAUUGAACGUUCACUGACAUUACGCAACAUGUCGGUUCCCGUAAUGUUCAUUAUUCAAAGUUCAAACCUCGCAGAAUAUGAGAUCUCACUGACGCGACUGUUUUGUGAAUAAACAGGAGAACCAUCCUGAAACUAUUGCUGAAUAUCACAUAUCUUCAAUAAGUACAACUGGAACCAUAUGUUCGUGUGUGUGUGCGUUUUGGUGAGUGAAUGAGCGAGUGUGUGUCAGACAAACAAAGUCGAUCAGCUCUUAACCCCCCCCGGCCUUACAAACAGAGGUUUUCCUCUCCAGAUGUUAAUUUAUUCUUCCAUUUUAGAAGAAUUUGUUUAAUGUUGCAUAAACAUGUGAGAGGGGGAAUUGUACAUAUUGUUUCUAAAUAUUAUAGAUGUAUUUUAGAAUUAUAAAAAAAAAGAAAAUUAUCAAAAGUUUUGUUGUUGUUUAUAUAAAUAUAUAAAUAGAUAUGCAGUAUAUUUUUGAAAAGAGAAUCAGGAACUAACCACCAUAGCCCGUGUCAUGUGUCUCACUGAAAUGACAUUUUUGAAAGGGACAUAUGAUUGUAUUGUACUUUAUGUAUCAGUGUUAUCUCUUGCUUUGCUGUAUGUGUCUGCUGAAAGGAUUCACGUUAUGUGUGUGUUUUAUUCACCUAGAAAUCAUUUGUUUAAUUUAUUUAACUACUUUAGUUUUUACUUUAGACCAUACUGUAUGAAACAUUCCCAGUGUUGUUUUUUUCCAUUUUUCCUUUAACAACUAUUUUAAUUGUAUUAUUUGAAAUGUUUUCAAGCAUGAUUUCCAAUGCAUUUGAUGGUUGUAAUAAUAAUUCUGGUUUUAAAUACAUGAAGCUGUCUACACAGAUAGACAACAUACAGCAAAGUGAUUUAGGCCGUAAACAUUUUUCUUAAGGCACGAGAUGAUUGUAAUAGUAUUACCAUGACAACAAUAAAAUAUUUAUCUAGAUUAAAA